UUAGGAUGCAUAAAUCUGGCCUCUUUUCAUAAUCAAUAUAUUCUGUUGUGUUAUGUUAUGCUCCCUGGAAUUUCGAUGUUGGGUCUGUAAUCUUCAUCAUCUAGAUUCUACUAUUCUAGCAUGGUUUGUUUAUGCUGACAAAUUUCUGUAUUGGUUUUUUGUGUUUAAUACGAAAAGGACCUUUUCUUUUGUUCUCAUGUAUAAGCCGUAUGUUUGAGGCUGUUGAUAUAGUUUACUAAACUCCCAGAGAACCAAAAAUAAAAAUCUAAUUUUCUGCUCAGGAAUCAUUUACAUUACUGGCCACAAAGAAGACACUUAUCAAAAAAAUAUUACACAUAUAAUCCUCCAGAUUGUUGGGCUAACCAAAUACAACCUGAGAAAAAAUUCCAGAUAUUCCAUGGAGAAAACAAAGUUAGAUGCAAUUUCAGCAGCUACCCUCAUCCUGUUUCUCUACUUUGCUGCUAUCUCUGCAUCUACAGAGCAAACUCCUCAGCAUAACCAAGAUGUCUCGAAGCAUUUUGUGCUCGUUCAUGGGUCUUGUUUCGGAGCAUGGUCUUGGUACAAACUAGUACCACUACUAAAAUCUGCUGGACAUAUGGUCACACCUAUUGAUUUAGCUGCUUCUGGCAUCAAUCUUUUGCAUGCUACUGAUGUUCGGUCUUUCUCAGAUUAUUCUAAGCCGUUGAUGGAUAUAAUGGAAUCCAUUCCCUCACAUCAGAGGGUAAUUCUAGUUGGUCAUAGUUCAGGUGGGGCUGUCAUAUCUCAGGCAAUGGAACAUUUUCCGGAGAAGGUUUCUGUCGGUGUUUUCUUAAGUUCUGCAAUGCCUGGUCCUGCACUCAAUUAUUCUGUUAUUGCUAAAAAGGUGAUGGGUAGAGUGGCUCAUGCACUGGACAACAAAUUUACAUAUGAUGAAGGUCCCAACAAUCCUCCAACAACAUUUAUAUUCGGUCCUAAGUUCAUUUCACAAGUAGUUUUCCAAUACAGUCCUCCUGAGGAUGUAGCGCUGGCAACAAUGUUGGUAAGGUCAAGACGGCUGGUCAGUGUAGACGGACUGAUCCUUUCGAAAGCAAAAUAUGGAUCAGUGGCCAGAGUUCUGAUUUAUGCUGAGGAAGACAAGAUUUUGACAGAAGAUGUUGUAAAUUGGACUGUUGAGAAAAAUCCCCCAAACAGAAUUUUCAAAAUAAGUUCUUCAGAUCACAUGGUCAUGCUAUCUCAGCCCAUACAACUUUUCACUCAUUUGCUGAGUAUUGCCCGGGACUUUUCCUGAUUGUUUCCUUCCUCAGAAUUGCAACACAUUCGGCAGAAAAUAUGUCAAACUUCCUUGAAGAAUGUUCAACAAUCAGUAAGAAUACAGUCUAUUUGUUCAUGAUUGUAGUUAAAAUUUUGUUGUUUACAAGUUACAAUGUUUUAUUCAUGUUUAUUGGGACAGCAAUAUUGUUCCUUACAAUGUCUUGUUAAUAAAAUUUGCACAAGUAUUCAGAUUUA
Molecule: messenger RNA, 1485 nt
Organism: Beta vulgaris subsp. vulgaris (sugar beet)
Lineage: Eukaryota; Viridiplantae; Streptophyta; Magnoliopsida; Caryophyllales; Amaranthaceae
Product: methyl jasmonate esterase 1
Exons: 3
Coding region: 398-1267 (289 amino acids)
Biological process (GO): jasmonic acid metabolic process; salicylic acid metabolic process
Molecular function (GO): methyl indole-3-acetate esterase activity; methyl salicylate esterase activity; methyl jasmonate esterase activity
Source: RefSeq, a predicted model, not a curated record